AUGGAAGGAGUAUCUGUCGUUGCGAGCGAUGGACCAGAUACGCGUUUGGAUUAUAUGGGCUCAUUUGUGCAAAAAUCGUUGAAAUUGAAGCCGGAGAAAUGGGCCCGUGUGUUAGCAAUUGACGAGCACAAGACUGUGCUGAAGGAGUUCGCUGAUAGUCCACAAGAAUUAGUUUUAGUAAUUGUUCUUACACAAAAUGCACAAAUUAUUCCCACACUCAGUUUCCCUUUAGAGCAAUUAAAGAGCAAAGGCGUAUAUUUCAUUAAAAAGCACGCAAUAGUCUUACCAAGAGAAGAUUUUGAACGAUACAUCAUCUUAGGUGACUUAUCUUCACGAGCUAUAGAUCAACUUUCAGUAGCUACAGACGAAAUAUUCGUACCCCUUUUAUCAUUCGCGGAAAACCACAAAGAAUGGCCCGAAUGCGUCGCACAAGACGUUCAAAAGCACGUGCACAGCUUAAAAAGCACCGUGUAUCAAGUUCAAGGUCAAGUUGGAGGUCAAACUGUACUCCCCAUGCCCGUGGGUGUCGACAAAUGUGUCAAAGCAGCAAAACAGUUGCAGGAAAACUCGGAUUGUCAAAUUGAUUUGUACUUGAAAUCAGCUAUUGAGGGCGUCGUUAUCAAAUGGGCAACACAAAUUAACGACGUAAUGAAGGAAAGUUCAGCAAAUUCUUUCAAUAAUGGACAAAAUCCUGUUCCUACAGCAGAACUGAACUUUUGGAAUAAUCGCUUGAAGAAUUUGACUUAUAUCUAUGAACAAUUGCGACAUGAGAGGAUUCGGAGUAUGGCGCUUAUCUUGGAGUAUUCGGAUUCGGCGUAUUUUCCAUGUUUUAAGACACUUUUCAAGCACGUAGUUACUGCACUUGCGGAGGCUCGGGAUAUUACAUUGUUCCUGAAUCCCCUUCAAAAGCACUUUCAACAACUCGAGGAUAUCGAUUUUGCGGAAAUUAAGCCUCUUUUGAUGCCGCUGAUGCAUGUUGUCUGUAUGGUUUGGGCUAAUUCGUUGUAUUAUUGCUCAUCGGCAAAGCUGAUUGUGUUGUUGAGGCAAAUUUGUAACCUACUGAUUCAGCAAUCCAAACGUUUUCUCGAUCCCUCGUCGAUUUUUCACACAGAUAUCGACGAGGCACGUCAACGGAUCUCCCUGUCGAUGCAAAUCCUGAAAUAUUUUCGAACGGCUUUUGAUGAAAGCAAAGAAAAUAUUGGCUCAUUUUUCCGUGAACGCCCAACGGUAAAUUGGACGUUUCAUCCGAAGAAUGUGUUUGAGCGCUUUAAUGCCUUUAUUGAACGUUUGGAGACGAUACAGUGGUUUUUUUAUACGGUUAUUGAGUUUUUGAAGUUGGAAAAGAUUGAAAUUGGCGGUUUGAAAGGCAGAACAUUGAGCGGGCGCAUUACGCAAGUUUCGUUGGAGUUUAAUCAAUGCUUUUCUGUGUUUGCUUCCAAAACUUAUGAUGUGUUGGAUCCAGAUGACACAACAUUCAAAGACGACUUUGUCAAAUUCCAAGAUCGAAUUCUCGAACUCGACUUAAAGCUUGCUGCAAUUUUAUGUCAAGCCUUCGACGAUUGUCACAACUUGGAAAGCGUUUUCAAGUUAAUUAACAUUGCUGGCUCCGUUCUCGAUCGCCCAAAGAUCAAAGAGCAAUUCACGAGCAAAUAUUUCGACAUCUUAGACAUGUUGGAUGAGGAAAUUACGAUGUGUGAGGACAUUUAUAACCAACAAAUGGGACAUUUUAAGCGCGAAGGAACAGUUUUUGUUGAACGAAGUGCUCCUGUAGUUACUGCAGGUCUUCGUUUCUCCCAACAAUUGGGUCAGAGAGCAACUGCUCCGAUCAAAUCUUUUUUGAAUUUGCAACAUCCUGUAACCGAUACGCCUGAAGCAAAGAAGCUAAUAAACCGCUAUGAAGAGCUGAUGAAAAAAUUAGGUCUCUUCGAAGAGUCAAUUUUCACAGCAUGGGUCGAAAAAGUCCCCGAAACGAUCGAAAAUAACUUGAAACAGUCUUUAAUUCUUCGAGAUGAGAAUUCGAGACUCUUAAUUUUAAACUUUAGUCCCGAUUUGUUCUCAAUUUUGCGUGAAGUUCAUUACUUAUGUUUGAUGGAGAAGGAAAAUAUUCCUCCAGUUGCUUUAGAUUUCUCAGAAAAAAGUGAAACUUAUCGAAAUUACACGUUAAACCUUGAAAAAACGAUCGAAUGGUAUAAUCGCAUUUUGAAAACAUGCACAAAAUGUGAACUUGAGCUCAUUCAAAACGAAUUGAAUCAAAUUGAUGUCCUCAUUGAGAAGGGAAUUAACGAUUUCAAUUGGAAUUCGCAAGAUAUUUUGCUUUAUUUGCAAGAAUUACGGAAGCCAGUUGAAUGUCUUCAAGGUCGAAUGAACAAAAUUCAGAAUAAUUUGCAAGAAAUUCGAAAUAUUAUGAGCGCGUGGGCAAAAUUACCGUUAUUUGAGAGGAAAGAUGGUAAAAAGGAUACCGUUUUGUGUCUUGAUGAACGAAUUGAGCGCAAAAAUAAAAGAUAUUCUGAGAUAGAAGCAGCUGCGGUGAAAGUUCAUCAUUUAUUGAACGACAACAUGAAAUUAUUCGGCAUGGAGGAAAAACAAGACAACCCAAUAUGGGUUGACUAUGUUGCUUUUGUCGACAACAUCAUUUACGACAAUUUGCUCUUCACAGUAGGCAUCAGCAUUGGAUAUUUGGCUGAAAACAUGGAUGCAAGCAAUAAUCUUGCGCCACUUUUCGAAUCGCGACUCGAAUUAAUUGAUCCAGAACUUGUCUUCGUUCCUUCCUUGAAUCCCAAAGACCCCAAUGGCUUCAAUUUCUUGUUAAAUUGUCUCGUUACCGAUAUUUUACAGAUGUCGGGCAUCAUUCCGCGACUUAUUCCCGAGUCAGAUACAACUUACGAGUCCCUUAUUUCGAACCAUUACGACAUCAAAGAGAUGCGAACGGAAAUUUUAAAAGGAGUUGAGAACGUGAUUAAAGAAGCUGCGGAUUAUUGUCGCAAUUUCGAGCGAUAUUCGUAUUUAUGGCUUGAGGAUCGUGAGGAAUGCAUGGAAUUGUUUCUUGAAUUUGGUCGAAUUUUAGAUCCGGAUGAAGUUGAGUUGCUCAUUAACAAAGAUCCAGCAGCGCCGACACAAGCUGCUCCCACAAUCGAAGCGUUUCGUGAUCAAAUCGACAAUUACGAAGCUCUUUACUUGGAAAUUGAGAAAAUUGAACCGUUUCAGGUGUUUGCGUCGUGGUUUCAAGUCGAUGUUCGUCCAUUUCGGCAAAGUUUGUUGAAUAUCGUGCGAAAAUGGGGCAACAUGUUCAAAGAUCACUUAGUUGGGCGCGUUACGACGAGUUUAACGGAUCUCGCGGAUUUCAUUCGACGCGCAGAUGAAGGUCUUCUUGUCACGAUCAAGGAAGGGGAUUACAAUGGGCUCGUCAAUAUCAUGGCAUAUUUGAUGCAUGUGAAGGAACGGGCGCUCACAACCGACGAAAUGUUCGAACCGAUGAAAGAAACGAUCGAUUUGCUCAAAUAUUACGACAUGGAUAUCCCGGAAGAGGUGAAUGUUUUGUUGCAAGAACUUCCGGAGCAAUGGUCGAACACGAAAAAGAUCGCAUUGACGGUGAAACAGCAAGUUGCGCCAUUGCAAGCGAUAGAAGUUGUCACGAUCAGGAGUCGAAUUGCACUUUUUGAUGCUCACACGACACUUUUUAGAGAAGUUUUCAAGUAUUACGAGUUUUUCAAGUACGAGUGUCCCGAACCAUUUGCUUUGUUGGAUAAAAUUAGUGCGGAUUUGAUGAGACUUGAGAAGGAAAUGCGAGAUAUUCAGGAAUCAGGAAGUUUGUUUGAAGUUACUGUGCCGGAAUUUAAGUUGUUGAAACAGUGUCGUAAGGAAUUGAAGCUUUUAAAGCACCUUUGGGACUAUGUCUACAUCGUUCGCACAUGCAUCGAAGAUUGGAAAACGACACCAUGGCGCAAAAUUGACGUUGAAAACAUGGAUAUCGAGUGUAAAAAGUUCGCCAAAGACAUUCGUCUUCUCGAUAAGGAAAUGAGACCAUGGGAUACUUACAUCUCCCUCGAAGCCACAGUGAAAAAUAUGUUAACCUCCUUACGCGCCGUCGGUGAAUUACAAAAUCCAGCGAUCCGAGAGAGACAUUGGGAACAACUCAUGUCGUCAACAAAGAGUUUAGCAAAUCUACCGCCCGAAAUCACCGUAACUUUCAUCAUGGAUGCGAAAACGACACUUGCUGACUUGUUGGCUCUCAAUUUGCACGAAUGCGAGGAAGAAGUGAAAACUAUUGUCGACAAAGCUGUGAAAGAAAUGUCUAUGGAGAAAAUUUUGCGAGAUUUGAACACCACGUGGUCCGUUAUGGAGUUUGAGAAUGAAAAACAUCCUCGAACAGGUUGCAUGUUACUAAAAGCAUCGGAAGAACUCAUCGAAACGCUCGAAGAUAACCAAGUUGUUUUGCAAAAUUUGAUGACUUCGAAGUUUAUCGCGCACUUUUUGGAAGAAGUUUCCGCCUGGCAGAAGAAACUAAUGAUCGCCGAUGCCGUAAUUACCGUUUGGUUCGAAGUGCAACGCACAUGGACACAUCUCGAAAGCAUCUUCAUGAGUUCCGAGGACAUUCGGAAGCAAUUGCCCGUCGACUCGGAUCGUUUCGAUAACAUCGACUCGAAAUUUCGUGUUUUGAUGAACGAGAUGUCCGUGGAUCACAACGUCAUCAAGUCAACGAAUCGCGAUGGGCUCUGCGAUCGUCUUGACACGCUGCAGGACCAACUAACGCUUUGCGAAAAGGCCCUUGCGGAAUAUCUCGAGACAAAACGUCUCUUCUUUCCGCGUUUUUAUUUCGUCUCGUCGGCAGAUUUGCUCGAUAUUUUGAGCAAUGGCAACCAACCGACGCUCGUUAUCAAACAUUUGACGAAACUUUUUGACUCAAUUGCGAAAUUAAAGUUCGCCCCGUUUCCCGAAGGCGAACCCGCACAAACGGCAUUAGCGAUGAUCGCCAAAGACGGCGAAGUUGUCGACUUUUUUGACGAAGCUGAUUGCAAUGGCGCCGUCGAAGUAUGGUUAAAUCGCAUCCAACAAGCGAUGAGAGCCUCUCUGAGACGUUACAUGUCAGAAGCAGUGUCGGCGUACGAAGAAAAACCUCGCGAACAAUGGCUUUUCGACUAUCCAGCACAAGUUUCGCUCUGCGGAACACAAAUUUGGUGGACUACUGAAGUAAAUCUCGCUUUUAACCGACUCGAGGAGGGCUACGAUAACGCCAUUAAGGAUUAUUACAAGAAACAAAUUCAGCAAUUGAGUACUUUGAUCACACUUCUCUUGGGCGAACUCACGAAAGGCGACAGACAGAAAAUUAUGACGAUUUGUACGAUUGAUGUGCAUUCACGUGACGUUGUGAGUAAGUUAAUUCAGUCAAAAGUUGAGAGCGGAUCAGCUUUUCAGUGGAUGUCACAAUUGAGACAUCGAUGGGAUAUUAAUCAAGAAGAUUGUUUUGCGAACAUUUGCGAUGCUGAAUUUCGUUAUAGUCAUGAAUAUCUCGGAAAUACUCCGCGUUUGGUCAUUACUCCUCUCACGGAUCGAUGUUAUAUUACUUUGACGCAGUCACUUCACUUAAUUAUGGGAGGAGGUCCUGCAGGCCCUGCUGGAACAGGAAAAACCGAAACAACAAAAGAUUUGGGACGAGCUCUCGGAAUUAUGGUUUAUGUCUUCAACUGCUCCGAACAAAUGGAUUACAAGUCUUGCGGAAACAUUUACAAAGGAUUAGCACAAACGGGCGCUUGGGGUUGUUUCGAUGAAUUUAAUCGAAUUUCCGUUGAAGUAUUGUCUGUCGUCGCUGUUCAAGUGAAAAGUUUACAAGAUGCCAUUCGGGAUAAAAAGUCAAUUUUCAAUUUUAUGGGAGAAAUGAUUGCAAUGGUACCAACUGUGGGUAUUUUUAUCACGAUGAAUCCCGGAUAUGCUGGCAGAACGGAGUUACCUGAGAAUUUGAAGGCACUUUUCAGACCUUGUGCAAUGGUUGUGCCUGAUUUCGAGUUGAUUUGCGAAAUUAUGUUGGUAGCUGAAGGUUUUCAGGAUGCCCGAGUGCUGGCAAGGAAGUUUAUUACGCUUUAUACGUUGUGCAAGGAGCUGCUCUCGAAACAAGAUCAUUACGAUUGGGGUUUGAGAGCUAUUAAGUCUGUGUUGGUUGUUGCUGGAUCGUUGAAACGCGGCGAUCCAGGCCGUCCCGAAGAAGAAGUCCUCAUGCGAGCCCUUCGUGAUUUCAACAUUCCCAAAAUCGUAACUGACGACAUGCCUGUCUUCAUGGGUCUCAUUGGAGAUCUUUUUCCCGCAUUGGAAGUUCCGCGAAAGCGUGACAUUGAAUUCGAAAAAACCGUUAAACAAGCAACUCUUGACUCAUUGCUACAACCGGAGGAUAAUUUCAUCCUCAAGGUUGUGCAAAUGGAAGAGCUACUGGAAGUGCGUCAUUCAGUUUUUGUGGUAGGAAAUGCAGGAACGGGAAAAACGCAAGUUUGGAAAACGCUCUUGCGCACGUACCAAAACAUGAAACGCCGUCCCGUACACAACGACUUGAACCCAAAAGCUGUAACGAAUGACGAACUUUUUGGCAUUAUUAAUCCUGCAACUCGGGAAUGGAAAGACGGGCUUUUUAGUGUGAUAAUGCGAGAACAGGCGAAUUUGACGGGCGAUAAUCCGAAAUGGAUUAUUUUAGAUGGCGACAUUGAUCCCAUGUGGAUCGAAAGUUUAAAUACUGUGAUGGAUGAUAAUCGUGUCUUGACUCUCGCAUCAAACGAACGAAUUGCUUUAACGCCAUCCAUGCGAUUAUUGUUCGAAAUUUCCAAUUUACGAACGGCAACGCCUGCUACAGUAUCGCGCGCAGGAAUUCUUUACAUCAAUCCGCAAGAUUUGGGAUGGAAUCCUUACGUCACAAGUUGGAUCGAAACUCGUACAAUUCCCGCGGAAAAAUCGAAUCUCGUGAUUUUAUUUGACAAAUAUAUACCCGCGUGUCUUGAUAACAUACGAACAAGGUUCAAGAAAAUUACACCAAUGGUGGAAAUAGCACACGUGCAAAUGUUGUGCCAUUUGUUAAACUCGAUCUUUGUUCCCGCGAACACGCCAGCUGAUUGCUCCAAGGAGGUACACGACCAAUACUUUGUGUUUGCGUGCGUCUGGGCUUUUGGAUCAACCAUGUUUCAGGAUCAAGCUAUUGAUUACCGAGUCGAAUUCAGCAAAUGGUGGUUAAAUGAGUUCAAAACUGUUAAAUUCCCUCCCAAUGGCUUGGUCUUUGACUAUUUCAUCGAUAAUGAGACAAAGCAAUGGACGCCGUGGACUGAAAAAUUGGGCAAAUUCGAGAUGGAUUCUGACACGCCGUUGCAAGCGGUGAUCGUUCAAACGCAAGAAACGAUCCGUUUACGCUUCUUCAUUGACAUGCUGAUGGAAAAGAAGCAUCCUGUGAUGUUAGUUGGACCAGCGGGCAGCGGCAAAACUGUUUUAGUGAACGAAAAGUUGAUGGGUUUGGGUGAAAAUUUCGCAAUUUGUAACAUUGCGUUCAAUUUCUACACGACAUCGGAGAUGCUGCAGAAGAUUUUGGAGAAACAACUCGAGAAAAAAGCAGGAAGAAAUUUUGGACCUCCGGGAAAUAAGCAUCUGAUUUACUUUUUGGACGACAUGAACAUGCCAGAAGUUGAUGAAUAUGGAACUGUUCAACCGCAUACUAUUAUAAGGCAACACUUUGACUAUGGGCAUUGGUAUGACAGAAAUCGACUUACCUUGAAGGAUGUUCACAAUUGUCAGUAUGUGGCUUGCAUGAAUCCGACAUCGGGAAGUUUUACCAUAAAUCCAAGAUUACAACGUCAUUUUUGCGUAUUUGCCGUCAGUUUUCCCGGAUCGGAAGCUUUGACGAUGAUUUAUCAGUCGAUUUUGCUGCAACAUUAUGCGAAUGCCGAACAAAAAUUCAACAUUUCCGUGGUUAAGAUGGCAGAAAAUAUUAUUCUUGCAUCUUUGGCUCUGCAUGCGAAAGUUAGUUUGGUUUUCCUUCCGACAGCCAUCAAGUUUCAUUAUGUCUUUAACUUGCGGGACUUGAGCAAUGUCUUUCAAGGUUUGUUGUUUACGACAAACGAUUGUCUUGUUGGACCGAGUGAUAUGGUUCGCGUUUGGAUGCAUGAAACUCAUCGCGUAUAUGCCGACAAGCUGACGGAUGACAAGGACAUUGACAGUUUCGUAAAAAUGCAAAAUGACAUCGUGAAAAAGUCCUUCGAGGAGUUGGAUGAGUCGAUCGUGUUCGACAAACCGAACAUUUAUUGUCACUUUGCGGGAGGCAUUGGUGAGCCAAAAUAUAUGCCUAUCACAGAUUGGGGACAAUUGAGUCGAUUGCUGGCUGAAGCCUUGGCAGCAUACAAUGACUUGGUGUCAGCGAUGAAUCUUGUCCUCUUUGAAGAUGCUAUGCAGCAUAUUUGUCGCAUCAAUCGUAUACUCGAGUCGCCGCGUGGAAGCGCCUUGUUAGUUGGCGUCGGAGGCAGCGGAAAACAGAGUCUGAGUCGAUUAGCGGCAUUCAUCAGCAGUUUGGAAGUGGCGCAAAUUCAACUGAAGAAGGGAUAUGGCGUGACAGAUUUGAAACACGAAUUGGCAGCAAUGUACCUGAAAUGCGGCAUGAAAAAUGUCGGCAUCAUGUUUCUCAUGACAGAUGCUCAAGUCCCCAACGAAAUUUUCCUCGUGCUCAUUAACGACAUGCUGGCAUCGGGCGAAGUACCCGAUCUCUUUCCCGACGACGACGUCGAGAACAUUUUGUCGGGCGUUCGGAAUGAAGUAAAGGGCGCCGGCUUGCCCGACACACGCGAAACUUGCUGGAAAUUCUUCAUUGAUCGCGUUCGCAAGAACCUCAAAAUUGUUUUGUGCUUCUCGCCAGUUGGGAGUUUGCUGCGUGUUCGUUCUCGUAAAUUCCCUGCGAUCAUCAAUUGCACGCAGAUCAAUUGGUUCCACGAAUGGCCUCAAGAAGCGUUGAUUUCUGUCUCUAUUCGGUUCUUGCAAGAGCUCCGAACACUUCCUCCGGAGUAUUUUGAUUCGGUUUCGCGAUUUAUGGCGUACGCGCACACCUCGGUGAACCAAAUGUCGAAAGUUUAUCUCCAAAAUGAGAGACGCUACAAUUACACGACACCCAAAUCGUAUUUGGAGCAAAUUUCGCUCUUCGCCAAACUACUGAAUAUGAAAUAUCUGGAAUUAAAGAAGAAAGUUGAGAGAUUAGAGAACGGUUUAGAGAAACUUAGAAAUACGGGCGACCAAGUUGCCGAGCUGAAAGUCAAACUAGCGGUUCAAGAAGUUGAGUUACAGGAGAAAAACGAAGCUGCUGACAAGUUGAUUCAAGUUGUGGGCAUCGAAACGCAAAAAGUUCAAACGGAAAAGCAACUUGCCGAUGAGGAAGAAGUCAAAGUCGGAAUAAUUGCGGAAGAAGUCUCCAAAAAGCAAAAGGAUUGCGAGGAAGAUCUCGUGAAAGCAGAACCCGCUUUACUUGCCGCUAUGGAGGCUUUGAAUACUUUGAACAAAUCGAAUUUGACAGAAUUGAAGUCUUUCGGUAGCCCGCCCGCCGCCGUUACAAACGUUACAGCAGCUGUCAUGGUAUUGCUUGCUCCUAAUGGAAAAAUUCCGAAAGAUCGUAGCUGGAAAGCAGCGAAAGCAACUACAAUGGCAAAAGUCGACUCCUUCCUCGAUGCCCUCUUAAACUACAACAAAGAAAACAUUCAUCCCGAGAUCAUCAAAGGCAUCCAACCGUAUCUGAAAGAUCCCGAAUUCGAUCCUGAUUUUAUUCGUUCGAAAUCGGGAGCCGCCGCAGGUUUGUGUUCGUGGGUCAUCAACAUCAUCAAGUUCUACGAUGUGUAUUGCGAUGUUGAGCCGAAGCGUCGUGCAUUGGCAGCUGCAAAUGCUGAGCUUCAAGCUGCACAAGACAAAUUGGCGGCGAUUAAGAGAAAGGUUUUGUCUCUUGAGGAACAAUUAGCAAAAUUGACAGCGGAUUUUGAGCAGGCAACUGCUGAAAAAUUGAGAUGUCAAAAAGAGGCUGAUGCGACUCAAGCUACUAUUCAAUUGGCAAAUCGUCUUGUGAAUGGAUUGGCGAGCGAAAACGUGCGUUGGGCAGAAGCUGUAGCAGAAUUUAUGCAACAAGGAACAACUUUACCGGGAGAUAUUUUGCUUGUAACAGCUUUUAUUUCUUAUGUUGGAUGCUUUACGAAACAAUUUCGUUUGGAUUUGUUACAAAAAAAUUGGCUUCCGUUUUUACGAGCAAUUGAACCUCCAAUUCCCAUUACAGAUGCAAUUGAUCCCCUGAAGCUCUUAACAGACGACACAACAAUUGCAAUUUGGCAAAACGAGUGUUUACCAAGUGAUCGGAUGUCAAUCGAAAACGCUACAAUUCUCACAAAUUCCGAUCGUUGGCCCCUGAUGAUCGAUCCUCAGUUGCAGGGAGUCAAAUGGAUCAAGCAAAAGUACGGCGCAUCGUUGGUUGUUUUGCGUGUCGGUCAAAAAGGUUUCGUCGAAAAGAUAGAAGAGGCCUGUGCCAAAGGAUGGAUUGUCCUGAUCGAGAACAUUGGUGAAGUAUUAGAUCCCGUUUUGGAUUCUUUAUUAGGUAGAAAUUUGAUUAAAAAGGGCAAAGCUGUCAAGUUGGGCGACAAAGAAGUCGAAUAUAACUCGGAUUUCCGUCUAAUUUUGCACACGAAACUCGCGAAUCCGCAUUACAAGCCGGAAAUGCAGGCGCAAACGACGCUAAUUAACUUUACAGUUACGCGAGACGGCUUGGAGGACCAACUUUUGGCGGAAGUUGUGAAAGCAGAACGUCCCGAUUUGGAGGAAUUGAAAGCAGAACUCACGAAACAACAGAAUGAUUAUAAGAUUUUGUUGAAUAAACUCGAGGAUGACUUGUUGUCACGUCUCUCAUCUGCGGGAGAGAAUAUUUUAGGAGACACAGCGUUGGUUGAAAAUUUGGAAACAACGAAGAAAACAGCGGCAGAAAUUGAACAAAAAGUUGCUGAAGCUAAAAACACGUCAAAAGAAAUUGACGAAGCUCGUGAACAUUAUCGUCCAGCAGCAGCUCGUGCAAGUUUGUUAUAUUUCAUAUUGAACGAACUCAACACGAUCAACCCAAUUUAUCAGUUUUCGUUAAAAGCUUUUAGUGUCGUCUUCCAAAAAGCAAUUUCCAAAGCUGAGGAAGCAGAAGAUGUAAAGUCUCGUGUCGCAAAUUUAAUUGAAUGUAUCACUUAUUCCGUGUUCCAAUACACAACACGAGGCUUAUUUGAGUGCGACAAAUUAAUAUUUUCUUCGCAAAUGGCGUUUCAGAUUUUACUGAUGAACGAAGAAAUUACCGCAUUAGAAGUUGAUUUCUUGUUACGAUUCCCCAUAAAACCGCACGUUACAAGUCCCGUAGAUUUUCUUAGCAACACUGCAUGGGGCGGAAUCUGUAGCUUAGCAUCUAAAGAUGAUUUUAGAAAUUUAGAUCGUGAUAUUGAGACACAAGCAAAACGUUGGAAGAAGUUAGUCGAGUCCGAAUGUCCUGAAAAAGAGAAAUUUCCGCAAGAAUGGAAGAAUAAAACGGCACUUCAGCGAUUGUGUAUGAUGCGUGCACUGAGACCGGAUCGAAUGACAUAUGCAAUGGCUGAUUUCAUUGAAGAAAAACUUGGAUCAAAAUAUGUUGAAAAUCGCACAAUGGAGUUUGCAAAGUCUUUCGAGGAGGCAAGUCCUUCGACACCGAUCUUCUUUAUUUUGUCACCCGGCGUGAAUCCGCUGAAAGAUGUCGAGGAGUUGGGCAAAACGCUCGGAUUUACGUCAGAUAACGGGAACUUUCAUAACGUUUCUUUGGGUCAAGGGCAGGAAGUUGUUGCUGAAGCGGCGAUGGAUAAAGCUGCUGUUGAAGGUCAUUGGGUUGUUUUGCAGAACAUCCAUUUGGUCAAAAAAUGGCUUCCGCAAUUGGAGAAAAAGCUUGAAUUCUAUUCAGAAGGAUCCCAUCCCGAAUAUCGCGUUUUCGUGAGUGCUGAACCCGCAGCAACGCCAUCCGCUCAUAUCAUUCCGCAAGGUAUCUUGGAGUCAAGUAUCAAAAUUACGAAUGAGCCUCCGACGGGAAUGCAGGCAAAUUUGCACAAAGCAUUGGAUAACUUCAACCAAGAAACGUUGGAAAUGUGCGGCAAAGAAGCCGAAUUCAAAGUAAUUUUGUUCGCGUUGUGCUAUUUUCACGCCGUCGUUGCGGAACGUCGCAAAUUCGGACCCCAAGGAUGGAAUAAAAUCUACCCGUUCAACGUUGGCGAUCUCAAUAUCAGUGUUUCUGUGUUGUAUAAUUACUUAGAGGCAAACACAAAAGUUCCUUAUGAGGAUUUGCGAUACUUAUUUGGGGAGAUUAUGUAUGGCGGGCACAUCACAGACGAUUGGGAUCGACGUCUUUGCAUCACGUACUUGGAAGAAUUGAUGCAACCCGAUCUCGUUGAUGGCGAAUUGUUUUUGGCGCCCAAUUUUGCCGCACCCCCAAAUACGGAUUACACGGGCUACCAUGCCUACAUCGAUGAACAAAUGCCCCCGGAGUCGCCGUACUUGUAUGGCUUGCAUCCGAAUGCCGAAAUCGGUUUCCUCACAACUUCAUCUGAAAAUUUGUUCCGUACAGUGUUCGAAAUGCAGCCACGAGACGCUGGAGCAUCUGGCGGUACGACCGUAACCCGUGAGGAUAAGGUUAAACAAAUUCUCGAUGAGAUUAUGGAGAAACUGCCCGAAGAAUUUAACAUGUCAGAGAUUAUGGGAAAAGUAGAGGAGCGCACCCCCUACGUCAUUGUCGCUUUUCAAGAGUGCGAACGCAUGAAUUACUUAACGAACGAGAUAAAACGCAGUUUGAAAGAGCUCGAUUUGGGUUUGAAAGGCGAACUUACGAUUACAUCCGACAUGGAAGUCCUUGAAAAUGCGCUCUUUUUGGAUCAAGUUCCUCCCGGAUGGACUGCGCGCGCAUAUCCAUCACUUUUUGGCUUGUCAACGUGGUUCGUUGAUCUGCUGCUUCGAUUGAGAGAACUUGAAACAUGGUCAACUGAUUUUGUUUUACCUGCGUGUAUUUGGCUUGCGGGAUUCUUCAAUCCGCAAUCGUUGUUGACGGCGAUUAUGCAGUCGACAGCACGUCGAAAUGAACUUCCUUUGGACAAGAUGUGUCUUCAUUGUGACGUUACCAAGAAACAAAAGGAGGAAUACACGGCUGCUCCCAAGGAGGGUGCUUACGUUCAUGGUAUAUUCAUGGAAGGCGCUCGUUGGGACAUUCAACAGGGAAUCAUCGCAGAAGCGCGUCUCAAGGAAUUGCAUCCUUGCAUGCCCGUCAUCCAUAUUCGGGCCAUCACGCAAGACAAGCAAGAUUUACGCAACAUGUACGAUUGUCCCGUGUACAAAACACGAACUCGCGGACCAACUUACGUUUGGACCUUUAAUCUCAAGACGAAAGAUAAACCUGCUAAAUGGACCUUGGCAGGCGUUGCAUUGCUCUUGCAAGUUUAAAAAGUCGUUCGUAGCAAAAAUUAUUGAAAAAUUUGUUCUCUUUAGGCAUCAAU
Messenger RNA from Culicoides brevitarsis, 13514 nucleotides. It is a transcript of the gene Dhc93AB, whose product is annotated as dynein beta chain, ciliary. Gene Ontology annotation, molecular function: minus-end-directed microtubule motor activity; ATP binding; dynein light intermediate chain binding. Gene Ontology annotation, biological process: microtubule-based movement. The coding region runs from base 1 to 13461 and encodes 4486 amino acids. The transcript has 35 exons. Lineage: Eukaryota; Metazoa; Arthropoda; Insecta; Diptera; Ceratopogonidae. Gene Ontology annotation, cellular component: dynein complex. The record is from RefSeq and is a predicted model, not a curated record.